AUGGAACAGUCUCCCAAAACAUCCACCCUCGACCCCAAGAAGUGGCCUCAAUUCGAGGGACAGUGGCGCCACCGCACCAAAUUUUCAUUCUUUGAGAACUUCAUAAAGGAGGAUCUGGCGGUGCCUUGGCAGCGCUACUUUGUCGCCUGCCAGUUCAACGGACAGGGGUGUCCGGGCCUCAGAGUUGACUCCGUUAGCGCCCCACUAGUGGGGGUGUCGUCUGACAGUGGAGCUCCAUUCCUCGGAACCAGCCACUGGACCCUAGAUCCUGGUAGACUCUAUGGCUAUUUGGCUCCCCAGGAUCCCGAUCAGUUAAAGAAACUGAAAACUGGUACUCGUAACAAGAAUCGCACGAGGUGGCCACAGCACCCGUUAGUUGCUCUUGUGACUGCAGCUAAAUAUCAGUGUUUUCAGAUUCGAAUGCAGACGACAAGUGUCAAGCGAUCCGGUUCGAGGUCCGGGCUUCACCUCAUUCUCAAGAGACCCUACCCGAGAAACCUAACGCAUCCAGCACUGCUAUUCGCGGACGAUCAGGCUGGUGUCUACCAGGGCUGGGAUGACCACAAGGGUCCUGCAGCCGCUAACGAGGCCCAGAUAGCCAACGAAUUGGACGGUGUCCAGGUCAUGCUGCACGAUGCUCCAGAGGCUGACUCCAGUUCCCUUCCAACUGGGUCGGUUGCCUCCACAAGUGGGUCGCGUUCAUCGGUGAGGACCUCUGUGCGCUACGGCCACCACAUCGUCGUUACUCUGACGCAGUUUAUUCACGAACGUUUGGAUACCUAUUUCCGACCAUGCAAGAAGAACAUCUUUCCAAUCCAAUACCUAGACCUAAAAGCCUUCAUAAAGGACAACAAGAAGCUCUUUGUUGAGGUUGAUUAUACAAGGAGCAACUGUUUGGCAGCCUUGCGACAGUCUGUCAUGCAACGGAAGUGCCAGUGUCUCUCUGAGGAGUCAAUGGUUCCCUUCUACCUCGCCGACGAACUGGAAGAAGCCGGGUUCUGCCACUCACCGAAGAAGAUGCAGGUCAAUCACACAAUGUCGUGUCAUGACGAAGUACUCAAGAUGUCUGAUGAGGAGAUUCUGGAAGCCUCCCUACCCAAGAAGUGGUAUCGUGUGGUCUUAGUGCCACUGAAACAGAUCACAAAGUACUUUUGGCUUUGCCCUCAGCCUUGUGUUGAGCGAGUGAACGAGAUCGACCACCAGCAAACCCUACCUCUCUCGGGCCCUCUUCCUCAAGACUUACUCGAGUCCGUUGGACUCAACGUCUCCGAGGCUUCGAUCGACACCAGCGACUACCUAGUGGUCACUGUGGCCGCCGCACGUGCCAGAAUCCCCGUCAUGUCCGAGGGCGAAUCGGCGUCUUUUUUCAACCUCCUCGCUGCCCUGGGGGGCAUGUUCGGCCUCUUUCUGGGCCUGUCAGGCGUCACAAUGUUUGAAGUCAUUGAAGCUCACUUUAUUGUUCUAUCACACGGCUACGGAGUAUUUAGGCACGCCUUCAAGGUAGGCCUGGGCUUCGGCAAGAAAAUGCUUGAACGAAAAAAAAGUCCCGAGGACGGUGACGAUGACGGAGAGUUGGACGACACCGAUUUGCAACAAUCGACGCAACUCGGGUCGGUCCCUCCUUAA
Messenger RNA from Mesocestoides corti, 1626 nucleotides. Lineage: Eukaryota; Metazoa; Platyhelminthes; Cestoda; Cyclophyllidea; Mesocestoididae. The record is from the annotation of a GenBank genome assembly.